Messenger RNA from Saccostrea echinata, 600 nucleotides. RefSeq lists its product as uncharacterized. Gene Ontology annotation, cellular component: lysosome; extracellular region. The transcript is spliced from 5 exons. Bases 1 to 600 code for a protein of 199 amino acids. NCBI's taxonomy places the organism in Eukaryota, Metazoa, Mollusca, Bivalvia, Ostreida, Ostreidae. Gene Ontology annotation, biological process: cell-matrix adhesion. Gene Ontology annotation, molecular function: calcium ion binding. The record is from RefSeq and is a predicted model, not a curated record.
AUGUUUGUCUCCUUACUAAUACUCGCAUUGUCCGUCUUGAUGAUACCCGGAAGUACGUCAGAAUGCUGUGUUCCUCCCCAGUUCCAGACCUACAUUGACACAAUGACAUCCCUCUCAAGUACCAUGGAUAAACGCUUUCAAACGCUGAAAUUCUCCUAUGAUGCUAAAUCCAAAAAACUAAGAACUCAUGUUGUCGCUUCAUCUAAGGAAGACGAAUUCGACCAAAUAGAAGAUUACUCUGCUGUAAGCUUUUAUAAUGUUAUAUGUAACUCUGGUGACAUUUCUGUAUAUGUCGGAGCCCAUUUAGUCCGGCAUUCUUUUAUGGGUGUGUCUCCUCAUAUUAUGAAGUUGGAGACCUACAUGGUGACUAUAGAAAGCAGCCUGAUGGGAUUAACUACCGUGGGAGAGAAUUGUACCCCUGUAGAGAUGGUUUCCAUUUCCUCAAAGACCCCUCAACCUGAUGGACAGUUGAUGAGAAUUUUCUAUAAUAUGACCAUGGGCAUUAAAGAUUUAUCUAUCUUUACACCUCCAGAGAUAUGCUUUAAACAGGCAAGAUACAAGAGUCACGGUAUAGUCAGAUAUUCCUUCUUUCCUAACUAG